GCGAGGUCUGUGAAGGGAUCUUCGCCUCCCGAUCGGGUUUUCCAAGGUAGAGGGAUUGGCCUGCUGAGGAGUAACUUCCUCAGUGCCUAGAACCUGCGACAAAUGGCAGAUGCAGAUAGUGACUCUAGGCAUCUUAUCUCUGAGGUAGAUGAUGAAGUAAAUCCUGGACCUAUGAAUAUCCAGUUUGAUUCAUCGGACCUGAGAUCUAAAAGGCCUUUCUAUAUAGAGCCUACAAACAUCGUCAAUGUGAAUGAUGUCAUUCAGAGGGUUAGUGACCAUGCCUCUGCUAUGAACAAGCGGAUACAUUACUACAGCCGGCUCACCACUCCUGCAGACAAGGCACUGAUUGCUCCAGACCACGUAGUCCCAGCUCCAGAGGAAUACUAUGUGUACAGUCCAUUGGGCUCUGCCUAUAAACUCCAGAGUUACACUGAAGGCUAUGGUAAAAACACCAGCUUAGUAACGAUUUUUAUGAUCUGGAAUACCAUGAUGGGAACAUCUAUACUAAGUAUUCCUUGGGGCAUAAAACAGGCUGGAUUUACUACUGGAAUGUGUGUCAUCGUGCUGAUGGGCCUUCUGACACUUUAUUGCUGCUAUAGAGUGGUGAAAUCACGGAGUAUGAUAUGUACAUCGGACACAACUACCUGGGAAUAUCCAGAUGUCUGCAAACAUUAUUUUGGCUCCUUUGGGCAAUGGUCAAGUCUCCUUUUUUCCUUAGUCUCUCUCAUUGGAGCAAUGAUAGUUUAUUGGGUACUUAUGUCUAAUUUUCUUUUUAAUACUGGAAAGUUUAUUUUCAAUUUCAUUCAUCACAUUAAUGACACUGACACUAUACUGAGAACCAAUGACAGCAACCCUGUGAUUUGUCCAAGCGCUGGGAGCAGUGGCCAUCCUGACAACAGCUCCAUGGCUUUCUACAAUGACACACAAGUCCAGCAGUUUGAGAAGUGGUGGAAUAAGUCCAAGACAGUGCCGUUCUACCUCAUAGGGCUCCUCCUGCCACUGCUCAAUUUCAAGUCUCCUUCGUUUUUUUCCAAAUUUAACAUCCUAGGCACAGUAUCCGUCCUCUAUUUGAUUGUCCUUGUUACCUUGAAGGCUAUUCACUUAGGAUUCCAUCUGGAAUUUCACUGGCUUGUGCCAACAGAAUUCUUUGUACCAGAGAUAAGAUUUGAGUUUCCACAGCUGACCGGAGUGCUCACUCUUGCUUUCUUUAUCCACAAUUGUAUUAUCACACUCAUGAAAAACAACAAGAACCAAGAAAAUAAUGUGAGAGACCUGUGCAUUGCUUAUAUGCUGGUGACGUUGACUUAUCUCUAUAUUGGUUUCCUGGUUUUUGCCUCAUUUCCUUCACCUCCAUUAUCCAAAGAUUGUAUUGAGCAGAACUUCUUAGACAACUUCCCUAGCGGUGACAUCCUGUCCUUCAUUGCAAGGAUAUUCCUGCUGUUCCAGAUGAUGACCGUCUACCCACUCUUAGGCUACUUGGCCCGCGUUCAGCUCUUGGGCCAUAUCUUCGGUGACGUUUAUCCUAGCAUUUUCCAUGUGCUGAUUCUUAAUUUAAUUAUUGUGGGAGCUGGAGUGACCAUGGCCUGUUUCUACCCAAACAUAGGCGGGAUCAUAAGGUACUCGGGAUCAGCAUGCGGCCUGGCUUUCGUGUUCAUAUACCCUUCUCUCAUCUACAUAAUUUCCCUCUGCCAAGAAGAGCGUCUGACAUGGCCUAAAUUAGUCUUUCACAUUUUCAUCAUCAUUUUGGGCCUGGCGAACCUGUUUGCUCAGUUUUUCAUGUGAAAACUGUUUUCCCGCCAUUUCUCGUGGUAUUCUGAACCUUGGCAACAGUUCUGCAUAAAACAACUUGAAAAUGCUGUCAUUGCUGUAAUUCUAAGUGUUUGUCUCAGAUAGCUGAAAGCGAGGGAAACGCUGGUCUGCUGAUAACUAUUUUUGUACUGGAGCAGGGAGGGAUGAUGCGGAUGGUCUGAACCCUUUGCCUUUCUCGGGGACCCCAUCCCAGGCAUCCAAGUAGAAAUAUAGAAGGAAUCACACUGGUUUUUUGUUGAUAAGUAUAAGGUAGGUGGAUGUGUUUUGCCUACAGCUAGGAAUCUCAGGGGUUGGGUCCAGGCGGCAUGUUGCCAGAUCCUGUUUCUGUUGCAGGGUCCUCUCGUCCACUUUCUCACUUGCUGGACCAUUUCUUCAGUUUACCCAAACUGCUGCUGUUUCCAACAGUAAAACAAAUACCUCAUUUUAAAAGAAGUUUCCAUGGCAUCAUUAUUAAUUGAAUGAAUUCCUAACUAAAUACUUCAUCUGAAGAACAAAAAAAAAUGUCAAUGAUAUCAGUCCCAGAAAACGCCUGUAAAAUAAGCACAGUGGGUAGCUGGUGGGGGCAAGAGGACCAGGGUUUGUGCCACCCUCAGUUUCAUGGCCAGUGUGAAACCAGCCUAACCAUGUAAAACCAUGUCUCAAGACACCGAGAGAAAACAAAAGAAAACGUGUGUCAGAUAAACUUGUGCAGAGGUGGUUGCUGUCUGACUCGUAAUUCUAAUCCAGUUCCAGUGACCUAGAUUGAGGUUGCAGUUCCCAAGCCAGAUCUUACACAUGAACAGAAGCUCUUGUCCUCACAGACCCAGGGUCCUUGAUCAUUGCAUGGACUGCCGUGAAGCCUAAUGAAGAAAGUGUGAUGGACAGCAUGUGAGGCCCUUCAGAAGAACAAGGGAAUCGCUAGAAAGGGUGGGACUCCGCCCAGGGUAUCCCGAGUCAUUCUGGUCCAGGUGUGACCUCCAGGGGCCGACACCAUCUACCAUUCCUCUAGUGGGAGGGGAAGAAUGUUGUCUGCACAAGAAAAACUUCUGUCUGACAAGAAGAUUGAGAAAGAAACCCAGGUCCUAGAGUUAACACUUUUCCCGUUUCCAUUCUGACCUGAAAGCUGAACGAGAAUCCAGAUGUCUGUCUUCCGUGUAACACGGUGUGUGCUCCACUCAAAACUACUGACAUUUAGAGCGCUCUAAUUUGGGGCUAAAUUGUUAAAAAUGUAUCAUAAUUCCACUUCCGAGGAGUGUGAAGAUUGUGUCGUGUCCGUCCUUGGGGAAAAGCAGGUGAAAUGGUUUCUGUAAACCUAGUUAGGAGCUCCAGAGUUAAGAUCAGCUUUGAUUUCUUUCAGCAUGGCUUAUGUCCUGUUGGAGUUACAGAUCUGUGUUUAUAAGAAGCUGUCAUUCCUAACACUUUUUAAAGUCUCUUUAUGAGAACUGUCAAGCACAUACACAAAUAGGAUAAUAUGGAAAACUCCGCCCACCCAUCCCCUGGUCUAGUAAUUGUAGACUUAGCUGAAUUUCCUUCACCUGCUCCUUCCCGCUUUUUUCUUUUCUGACAUAUUUAAAAACCAAUCUCAGACAUUAUGUCAUUUCAUUUCUGCAAACCUUAAUAUUCAGCUAAUAACCCAAACUUUGAGCCUAGUCCCAUUUACCAUGGAGCCAGUCCCCAAAGCGCUGGCUAGCAGAAGGGCUGCAGAAGCCCUUUGGACCGUCUGACUGCAGACUUGCUUUCUUCAGAGGCAUUUGCGUCAAAGCUGGGUGCUUUGAGAGAUGUUCCGACUUAAUCUCUGUAUGUUCGUGGUAGUUUCUUUUCUCUUUGAGAACUUUAGAAACAACCGUCAUUGCUUUUUCCACAAAGGCAUUCCUGAGUGCUUUAACACAUCAAAGAUGUGCUAUGCUUUAGUAAUCAGGGUGAUUGGAUGUGUUUUGCCUAUUUCAUAGAUAAAGGGAAUAUGGCAGGGGAUGCUACUCUCUGGACAAAAAAGAAUGUGGAUUUAUGCUUUUGUUUUCUAAAAGAGAUUUGAUCAUUUAGACUUCCUAAUUCCCUGUUAGAGGAGCCAGAUGGCUUUGUCUCCUCAGUCUCUUUCGGAGACUCCUUUGGCCUGUCACUUAGCCGAGUCAAGACUCAUGAGUGUGUGUGUCCUGGCUCCUGCCGAGAACGACGCUAUAGGAACUCACACGCAGUUAAUCUGACUUGCUCUCUCUCCUCUCCUCUCUUAAACUGUCUAAUUAAACUGCUUUCGCUUUUUGCUCUGAUGUAGCCAGCCUUUGGAUUUAGCUUCUUUAACACACAGCUGAGGACACUAAGAUUUAGAAGGAAUUGUUUCGAAGGGUCUUCCUGAGAAAUCCUAUGCGGGAAGGAGAAAAAAAUGGGGAUAAGAUUUAUACCUGUGGAUGCUGGUGCAGUCAUUGCCGUCAGCUCACUCCAAAAAUGUGUUUGGAAUAAGGAGUAAGUGCGCCCGCUGGAAGCUGCUGUCUCAAAGGGAAAUGCUCCGUUCACAUCAGAUGUUCCCUAAGCCCUGCGCAGCUGUUGACUGCCAUCGUGGGCUUUUCUGCUUCUACUUGAACUUUACCGUGAAAAUGUUUGUGUGUUUUUAAUUGUCAUUCCCAUAAUUGUUCUGUGUAAAUAAUUGAAUGGUCAAUGUUCAUGAAUUUUGAGGAGCUAAAGCCAUGUCUUAAAGCAUGCAUCUUCAAGGGGCUUUUAGUCUAGGGAAGUAAGAGUGCUCACCAGCUCGCGGGGAUGGUGGGGACUGUUGGAGCCCGUGACAUUCUGGGGAGGGACUGUCCAGCGGCAACUCCCCAAAGUUACGCUCACUCUGCUCACCAGCUAAUAGAAUGAUAUCUUCCAUGUAUUUGCUUUUAUUGGGGCAAGUUUUCUCUAAAACUUACUUUGUGAAAUUUACUUGCUUCUUUUUGCAUUAUUUUUUCUUCUUUAUUAUCACUAAAGUAUUUAAGUCCUAUGGCUCUUGGACAGAAAGCAUAAUUAAUAUGAAAUGUAAUUAGUAAUACACUGGGUGCUACAGAGUCUGUAAUCUUCAAAUGUUUAAUUUCUUUAAUAUGAAUAUUCAAAAUGUCAAAUGUUUACAUUCAUUGAUAUGAUAGUAUUUUGCUUUGUCUCUGUUACCGUGAUAAAAUACUAUGGCCUGAAGCAAGAGUCUAUUUGGCUUACAUUUCCAAAGAGGGAGUCGGUGUGGUCAGGACGGCAUGGGAGGAGUAACAGAGCAGGGCCGGCAAAUCACAUUUCCUCUGCUCGUAGAAAACCAAGAGUGUAAACACUGAGUGAGUGGGGAGAGGUGGAAACUCACAGCCCACCCCACCCCAUCCCAGUGACACAUUUCCUCUAGCAGAACUCCAGUUCCUAAGUUUCAGGACUUCUCCACACAGUGGGUCCCCAAACCAGUUGAGGACCAAGUGUUCAGACCCAUCAGCCCAUGGGGAGAUUCCUCACUGAAACCCCACAGGUGAUAAAGCAGAGAAUACGGUGCUGCCUGUUUUCCUUACCCAGUAUUGCCAUGUUGCUUUUUAGAAGUCGGUAGUGAUUUGGGUUUUGUGUUUAACUUGACUUCAUACCAACUUGAAUGUUCAAAAACAAACCCAAGUCUAGCUGGUGCCUAACCGUCGUGUGUCACCAGCCUGUGAUCCAGAGUGAAAUGAAUCCCCGAUGUCACACACACACACUGGCUCGGCUGACCCUGCUCUCACUGUCGCCGCCAACCUCACUUAAGAUUGUAUAAACACGAAUUGUAAAGCAGCUCUGAUAGGAACCUCAGAAUCCAGAUUGUAUAAACACGUAUUGUAAAACAGCUCUGAUAGGAACCUCAGAAUCCAAACAGUGUUCUCUGAUAUGUGAUUUGUCUUUUUAUAGAAAGAAAGGAAAUUAAAUCAGAAUUAUUUUGAAAACAAGUAUCUCUGGGAUUUUGUUUAGGAGACUUUGGCUAGGAAAUCCUAUUGCCUCCUAGCAGUGGCCACAAGCAGAAGCAGCUGGUUCUGCAUUCUCAAGUGACUGUGCCUCUGGCUCAUAUCAGACUACACGGCGCCUUCCUUAAAGUGACGAUCUUCUAGGAAAGCCUAUAGCACAUUAACUGAAACCUAAGGUGACAUCCCAUAAACCGUGGCUCUCGGUAAGUGGUGCCCAGUUUCUGGCCAAAAGCUUUGGAAAAAAAUCGUAAUUUCCAGAACCUUUGAAACUAACAAAGCACCCUAAUUUUCUGGCUUUAGAUUACUUCCCCCCCACCACCACCAAAUAUAAUUUUUUCUUGAUUUCUCCACUCUUAUGGAAAGUUAAAAUAAGACUUGUAAAAAGUAAUAAUGCCCCUCUGUUUAUCUCGGACUAUGCCUCAUAGUCCCAGAGUAGGAAUGAGGAGGUUCACUCAGACACUCCCCUCUGCCUCUCAAUCCCAAGCAGGCCAGUAAUGUUUAGUCAUAGCAGGCCUCAGGAUGUGCUUGUUCAAUCAACUAGUCAGGAUUCCACUGAAAUGGAAAUAUUAGAUGUUAUUAUCUAGGGUUUUCCUAAGACUCCUCCCCCAUGGAGGGUGCUGGAGGGGCACCUUGGUGGUACAACACUUGCCUGUAAGCACGAGGUCCUGGGUCUGAUCCCAGCACUACAAAAGGAAAAAAAUGGGUCAGUCGGGUUCCAGAUUAAUCAUUCAAUACUUGAGUGCUUACCGAAUGCCGGACCUUGUGCUAAGCACUGAGCGUGCUGUGGUGAACAGGCAAGGUGUGGUCCCAGCAGUGGCCCAGCAACUGAGUCACCCUCCUUAGAUGCCACCGAAGUACCCAGCUUUUGCCCUCUCGGUGCCCUGUCUUCGUCGAGGCCUGUGGUAUGUGAUUGGAGGAGCUGAGUGUAGAAGGCCAAUGGGAUAGAUAGGUGGGGCUUCCCAGAGCAAGCUAUGUUUCUACAUCCCAGGUCAACUCUAGCACUGAAAUGAUUUGUGCAAAACCAGAAGGUCCCAUAGAAGAACAAAUGACCUGGUGGAUGACCUGCUGGAGUAAUGAUGGGUUUCUAGGUGAAUCACUUCCCUUGUCGCUUUAUUGUUUAUAUUGCAAAUUUUUCCUUAAGCAAUGUCUGAGAUAAAUCAUGACAAAGAUUUGUAGAAAUAUGUAUACAUACUGCCAUGAUGGAAGCCACCUGCCUUCUGUGAAUCUUCAGUACAGUUAAGAUAGAUGCCUUUUCCUAUUCUAUUGUUAUCAUCAUGAUUAUUAUUUAGGCUCUCAUAGGUCCUCCUGGUUUUGAACUCUCUGUGUAGCCAAGGAUGUCCUAGAACUUUGCAUCCUCUCCCUCCAGCUCCCAAAUGCCAGGAGCACAGGGAGAUCUUACCAUGCCCGGCCGAAAAAGACCUUUGGUUCCAGGGACAGGUCCAGGCUUUACACCAGCUGACACCUACACAGUUUGGAGUUGCCUCUUUAAGGAACAACACAGAAUGUGGAACCUCAGCUAGGAAGUAGCUCAUACAAAUGAGGAACCCUGAUGUAGCUGUGUUAGCUUCUAGACGCAGGCUGUCUGGGACAGGUGGGAAAUGUGAGGAACUAGGGUAGUAAUGGGCACCAUACAUGAGUUUCCCUGCAACCUGGAGAGCUAUUUUUUUUUUCUGAGACAGGGUUUCUCUGUAUAGCCCUGGCUGUCCUGGAACUUGCUCUGUAGAGCAGAGAUCCAUCUACCUCUGUGGCGUGCACCACCACCACCUGGCUGAGAACUUUUACCAAGCCUGAGUUUUUAUUUCUGGAAGGACAAGCUUAGAUGCCAAUCUAGAAAUAGUUAAUUUGGGAUGUAGAUAGGACAUUUUCCUUCUUCAGGUUGGAGAGUUUGUGCCAUGGUGUGAGUUCUACAAGCUUCUUUUUUUUUUUAAACUAUGUGUUUUGUUUUACUGUUCUGAGACAGAGUCGGGUUGUGUAGCCCUGCCUAGCCUCACACUGUGGCACACUCCUGCCUGUCUCCAGAGUGCGAGGAUUCCAGGUGGACGCUACCACACCUAGCUUUUCUUUCCUUUUCCUUUCUUUUCUCUGAGUACUAAUAUGCAAACAGUGAUUCGUCUGUGGAGGAGGGACUUACUGGGCUCUUGGCACAGGAAGCCAGCUUCCAAGGUGACAUUGAAGUAAGGUCACAUUUAUUUCUUUGUGUUCUGCCUCCUUCAGUAAAGAAUGCUUCUAUUAAAGUUAGGAUCAGCUUUAGAGGAUUAACUGUUUUGGGAAACUAAUUGGAAAUUCACGUCAUUCUUGGAAGAGAGGAAACUAAAACUUGAUCCAAAUAAAUAAUCUUUAUUACUCAUCAGUGCCGUACAUGCCCAGAGCCCAGGCCAGAGCCAGAGAUGUGUACUGAUGGUCCUCGGUUUGGAAGCUAAAGACAGUGCCAUUGUUCCCGGUGCCACUAGAACCCUGCUUAGUCUGAGAAAGACUGGGCCUCUCCCGGCGAAAUCCUCCCCACCACAGUGGAAAAGUGGGCACGGGCUUUGAAACAGAGAACUACAAAUUAACAGAAGAGAAGAGGGCUCAAGAACAAACAAGUGGCCACGACCCAGAUCAGCCUCGGAAACAAGCUCGGCGCAAUCAGGUGUACGAAACAAAACCACCGCGUGCGUCUCUUCACGUGACCUGGCGAGAAAGGCACGUUCAUAAAGGCAGGCCAACAUAAAGCAGGCAUGGGGCAACGUUUACCCGAAAAUAGCCGUGGGAGACUUUCUAGAGACACAGAAGCUGUAAACGUGGGCUGUGAUGCUGGUUACACAGGCAACUCUAACCAACGCCCAGUGAACUAGCUGCAAUGUGGACACACGAAAGCCCACCUCCGUACACCUUAAUGGGGAAAAUGAGAGGCAUCAAUUUCUGACAGGAAUACUGUGUAGUUUUUUAACUUCACAAGUGUAUAACAAAUGCCAGGAAAGAUAUUUGUAAAGUCCAAGGUAAACGUGUGAAAUUAAAAACCUUUGUUUGAACAUUUACAUGGGAAAAGAGCUUGAUGCUUAACAAAUAUGAACUCGGUUACCUCUGGGUGUACUUUAUUUCUUGUCUUUUGUUUACCCAUAUUGUCUAAUGUUGAAAUGCAUUGUGUUAUAUGAGGUAAAAGUAAUAAAUGCCUUUUCUUUUUUAAAAAAAUCCAUGGGCUCGUUAUCACU
Microtus oregoni (creeping vole) is the source of this 8905-nucleotide messenger RNA. It is a transcript of the gene Slc38a9, whose product is annotated as solute carrier family 38 member 9. The coding region runs from base 103 to 1782 and encodes 559 amino acids. The record is from RefSeq and is a predicted model, not a curated record. Gene Ontology annotation, biological process: amino acid transmembrane transport. Lineage: Eukaryota; Metazoa; Chordata; Mammalia; Rodentia; Cricetidae. Gene Ontology annotation, molecular function: amino acid transmembrane transporter activity. The transcript is spliced from 15 exons.